This is a messenger RNA of Coregonus sp. 'balchen', 19752 nucleotides long. NCBI's taxonomy places the organism in Eukaryota, Metazoa, Chordata, Actinopteri, Salmoniformes, Salmonidae. The record is from the annotation of a GenBank genome assembly.
AUGGUUCGUUUGGGGUCAUUGCACAGUAGUUUGUUUGUUAUGGCAGUAUUUUACUGUACGGUCGUGUAUUCUUCACAGUCAGUCACUUCAUGCAACCGUUUUAUCUCUCAACUGUCUGCUCUUGAGUGUUUUGGGUGGGGCACGAGUUCAUUCAAGCCUGUACCUGACUUCUCUCUCUUUUCUCCCCCUCCUUUCUCUCCCUGCUCCCUCCCCUUCUCCAGGCGGGAACACUGGAAGCUGCUGUCCAGUCUGAAGACCACGGUGGAGGGCCUGGUGUCCAGCAGCAACCCCAACGUGUGGUCUCGCUACGGGGGCUUGCAGCGGCUGCACAAGGACAUGAACCACAUCCUCAUCCACGGCCUCAAGCACGAGCAGGUCAGGCCUCGGGAAUGACAUCUCUUCUACUCUGUCAUUUGUACUUUUGAGAAGGAAAAAAAAACCAAGGCAUUAUUAUUUGGCAGUUUUUCCAGCCGCUUUAUUUUAAUGCUGGAUAAGAUCAUCUGCUAAAUGGGAGUUCAGGCUUUUCUUCCCUGUGUUUUCUUUGGGUGCAAAAGAAUGAACACAUCAUAAUUCUACUGCUUUUUCUCAGAAUCUGUUUUGCCAUAAAAAAUAAAGAAAGAAAAUCCUGUCCUGGUAACCCAAAUGUAAGAUGAGCCCCAUACCAAUACCAUUUUCCUGUAGUAAACGCUGGUUUUGUGUUGCAGGUGUACUACAAGCAGAAGGACUACUGGCCCUUUGUGUGGUGCGUCCGUUACAUCAGCCCUCACCUGGCCUCGCAUGUAGAACAGGUCCUCUCUCAAUCUACCCCCAAGUUAUUUAUGCCCAUCUCUUUUCAAUGACAAUUCACCCCAUGUAUAUUAUAUUGUGGUGGAUCCAGUACAGUUUAUUGUGACCACAGACAUUUUACUGCGUCCCAAAUGGCAGCCUAUUCCCUACUUAGUGCACUACUUUAGACCAGAGCCUUAUGAGCCCAGGUCAAAUGAAGUGCACUAUAUAAGGAAUAGUGUGCCAUUUGGUACGCUGGCCAUUGUUUUAUCUCUAUGGUUGUGUCAUUUAAACAAUGCAGUGAUUAGUCAUUGUGUAGCCUAAUGAUAAGUAGCGGUGCUAAUUUGAUGCUAAACCUGAACUGAUAGGCCCGCGGUUGACAAUGAGUUAAAAAGAAGCAAGGGAAAGCUGUAGUGGAUGAGUAAACACUUACACGCAGUGACUUCCGUGCUCUCACUGGGGUCAUACUUCAUCAACACCCUUGUCACACGCUGCUGAUCUUCACAGCGCUUUCUUAAUGAUCUCAGCUAGCCCAAGUUACAUUAGCGCAGACGGCACAAACAGAUCUGACCAGGCUACUAUUACAUACCAAACAGCUGGAGAGGGGGAGAGAGGGGUCAGCCACAGGUUCACCUGUUAUAUAAUGGUCAUGUGAGCGGAGCUUUGAUGUGAGUCUCUCUCUUCUCUCUCUCUCUCUCUCUCUCUCUCUCUCUCUCUCUCUCUCUCUCUCUCUCUCUCUCUGUCCCUCUCUCACGCUCUCUGUGUCUUUCUCUCUCUCUGUGUCUCUCUCUCUCUCUCUCCCUCUCUCUCUCUCUCGCUCUGUGUGUCUCUCUCUAUUGAUUUCUCCCCUCCAUCCUCUCAUCUGUUCGCCUUCCUCUUUAUUUUUCCUCACCCUUACCCUCCACUUCCAUCACUUCCCCUCACUCUCUCCCUCUACCAUCACCUCUCUCCCUCCCCUCUCUGGCCCUGUAGUUCAGUAAGCUGGAGCCCGUGCUGAGCAGUGGGCUGCAGAGUGUCGGGGAGAGCUACAAGGCCGAGCGCUGGCUGCUGCACAGCCUCCAGGUCCACCUGCUCUCAGCCCAGCUCCGACCCCUGCUCAAACACCAGGGACACACGCGCAAGUAUUACAACGGUAAGAGUGUGAGCCAAACCAAAACCAGAUUUGGCAUUUGAACCCAAAAAAAUCUGCCGUGUUUUUGUUGGUGUGAGUGGGUGUGAGACUGGGUGUGGGGGGUGCCAAACCAAGACCAUUUGCAAAUGGAAAUUUGAUGAAAGAAAGAUGUAAUCAAUCUUCUGGGUCUUCGAUGUUGAUCGACAGUGUUAUUGAUUUUUAUCCUGCCCCUAUCUUAUCUUGACUCUCUCUCUCUCUCUCUCUGCCUGCCUCUCUCUCUCUCUCUCUGCCUCUCUCUCUGCCUGCCUGCCUCUCUCUCUCUCUCUGCCUGCCUCUCUCUCUCUCUCUCUCUGCCUCUCUCUCUCUCUGCCUGCCUCUCUCUCUCUCUCUCUCUCUCUCUCUCUCUCUCUCUCUGCCUGCCUCUCUCUCUCUCUCUGCCUGCCUCUCUCUCUCUCUCUGCCUCUCUCUCUCUCUCUGCCUGCCUCUCUCUCAGUGGAGGCCUUUCUGCUGAGUGAGCCCCAUGUGAAGGCCAUGUUCCAGUGUCUGGAGGCCGUGGAGCAGAACAACCCCCGUCUGCUGGCCCUUGUCAACACAGUUAGGGUGAGACACACACACACACAGAGAGAGAGAGUUGAGCACACACCAAUCAUGCUCUCUCUCUUCUUCUCUCUUCUUCUCUCCUUUCUCUCUCUCUCUCUCUCUCUCUGUAUCUCUCUCUCUCUCUCUCUCUCUGUAUCUCUCUCUCUCUCUCUUCUUCUCUCUUCUCUCUCUCUCUCUUCUCUCUCUCUCUCUCUCUCUCUCUCUCUCUCUCUCUCUGUUCGUGUCUCAGGUUCCUAUCCCUGAUAUCCUCUUCAGUGUAUGUGGCUGAUCUCUCUGCCUCUUUCCUUGUCUAUCUAUUUGUGUUGUCUUUUCUGUAACCUCUCAGCUCUGCCACUCAGAAAUUGUUUCCUUUUUUCUCUCAUGUUUUCACAGUAACUUUUUUCUUCUAUACCUCAUUUUCUUUGCAUGUAUUCAUCUCUUACCCUGUAUCUUCCAGUACCUCUCUCUCUCCUCUAAUCCACAUCCCUCUCUUUUUCUCUCUCAGCUGUCCACUCUAAUGUGCUCUCCAUACAUGGAGGGCCUGUUGAAGAGCCGGAGUCUGUGUGUUCUGCCGGGGACUGGGGGUGGCUGGAGGUCCGGGGAAGGCCAGGAUCCCCCCAGAGGGGAGCUGAACCACAGGCUCACCACCUCCCAGUGCUCCCUCCCCCACCGAGACAGAGGACUCACACCCAACAGCAAUAACACAGGGGCCAUCUCAGAGAGCAACUCCGGUGAGGAGGGGAGGGAGUGAGAAAGGGAAUGGGAGGGAGUGAAGGGACAUAGUGAGAUGGGGGAGAGGGCUAAUGAGAGGGCUAAUGAGAGGGGGGAGAGGGAUAAUGAGGGGGGAGAAGGCUAAUGAGAGAGAUAAUGAGGGAUAAUGAGGGGGGGAGAGGGAUAAUGAGGGGGGAUAAUGAGAGGGGAGAGGGAUAAUGAGAGGGGAGAGGGAUAAUGAGGGGAGAGAGGGAUAAUGAGGGGGGAUAAUGAGAGGGGAGAGGGAAUAAAUGAGAGGGAUAAUGAGAGGGGAGAGGGAGAGAGGGAUGGGGAUGAGGGGGGAUAAUGAGAGGGGAGAGGGGAUUAAGGAGGGGGGGAUAAUGAGAGGGGAGAGGGAUAAUGGAAUAGGGGGAGAGGGAUUUUCUGAGGGGUAGAAGGGUAUGAGGGGAAAUGAGGGGAGGUAUGAGGGAAUGAGAGGGAGAGGGAUGGAUGAGGGGGGAUAAUGAGGGGAGAGAGGGAUAAUGAGGGGGAGGGGAAAUGAGGGGAGAGGGGAUAAUGAGGGGGGGGAGGAAUGAGUGAGGAGGGAGAGAGAGGAUAGAGAUGGGAUGAGGGGGGAGGGACGAGGGAGAUGGAAUGAGGGGGAGGGGAGAGAGGAUAAGAGGGGGGAGGGGAUAAUGAGAGGGGAGGGAUAUGAGGGGUGGGGAUAAGAGGGAGGGGAUAGAGGAGGGGAGACGAUAGAGAGGGGGGAGAGGAGGGAGGUGAGAGGGGGAGGAGCGAGGGAUGGUGAGGGGGGAGAGCGAGGAUGGUGAGAGGGGGAGGAGGGGGUAUGAGAGGAGGUGAGAGGGAGAGGGGGGAGGAUAGGAGGGAUGGUGAGAGGGGGGAGGAGGAGGGAUGGUGAGAGGGGGGAGGCGAUGGAGGGGGGGGGAGGGGGGAGGAGGGGGAGAGAUAGUGAGAGGGGGGAGGGCGAGGAUGGUGAGAGGGGGGAGGAGCGAGGGUGGUGAGAGGGGGGAGGAGCGAGGGAGGGAGGUGAGAGGGGGGAGACGAUAGAGAGGGGGGAGGAGCGAGGGAUGGUGAGAGGGGGGAGAGAUGUGGAGGGGGGAGGAUGAGGAGGGGGAGGAGCGAGGGAUGGUGAGAGGGGGGAGACGGAUAGAGAGGGGAGUAGGAGGGGGAGGAGCGAGGGAUGGUGAGAGGGGGGGGAGACGGUUUAGAGAGGGGGGAGACGAUAGAGAGGGGAAGGAGGAGGGGGAGACGAUAGAGAGGGGGGAGGAGAGAGAGGGGGACGACGAUAGAGAGGGAUGGAGAGAGGGGGGAGGACGAUAGAAGGGGGUGAGAGGGGGAGGCGAUAGGAAGAGGGGGGAGGCGAUAGAGGGGGGAGGGAUAGAGAGGGGGAUGGUAGAGGGGGGAGACGAUAGAGAGGGAUGGUGAGAGGGGGGAGGCGAUAGAGAGGGAUGGUGAGAGGGGGGAGGCGAUAGAGAGGGAUGGUGAGAGGGGGGAGGCGAUAGAGAGGGGGGAGGCGAUAGUGGAGCAACAGUCUGAAUGGAGGUUAGACAAGAUGUGUUCUGUGGCGGUAGGUAGCCUGUUGUUUAAGAGCGAUGGGCCAGUAACCGAAAGGUCGCUGGUUCGAAUCCCCGAGCCAACUGGGUGAGAAAUCUGUGCCCCUGAGCAAGGCACCUGUAAGUCACUGUGGAUAAGAGUGUCAAAUUUACAUUUACAUUUACGUCAUUUAGCAGAUGCUCUUAUCCAGAGCGACUUACAAAUUGGUGCAUUCACCUUAUGAUAGCCAGUGGGACAACCACUUUACACAACUUUUUUUGGGGGGUGGGGUAAGUGGGGGUAGAAGGAUUAUUUAUCCUAUCCCAGGUAUUCCUUAAAGAUGUAAAUGUUAUUGCAUCAUCAUUCCAAAAGGUCAAUGUCCACAAUAAGUCACUAUGGACCACAAUAGCACACUGACACCAGAAUUGGCUUCAGUGUUUGUGGGUGCCCUGAGACUACACAGGCCUGAUUUGGGAAUGGAGAUAUGGUUUAUUAGUGACUGUAACAUGAAGGAUUCACUAAAACUCCUAUCUGUGUUUUUUUGAUAGAGCGAAACAUUCAGAAUGUUGCAUAUAUAAAUAGAAUAUAUUGAGAAGACUGUGGAUGCUACUCCACGUUAGAGAAUCAGGAUAUGAUCUCUUGAAUAAGUCAAUUUUUUUAUAUUUCAUCAGAGACGUAGCAAUUACUAUAAGCUAUAUAAAGUUAUAUAUCUAUCUCUCUGAUUCAGCCCAUACUACUAUAAGUGUAUCCAGGCUAUAUAAAGGUAUAUAUCUAUCUCUCUGAUUCAGCCCAUACUGUUCUUGUUUCUCCUCUAGACUCUGCUCCAUCCACUAGGUCCUCGAGAGCCCCCUGGGGGUGCGUGGGGUGGUCCGAGGGAGAUGGUGAAAGGGGCAUGACCCCCCCUCCCGGUCCCUCAUUGGCGGUCCCCUCCAUCGCCCUGACUGAGCCCGCCUCCCCAGGCCCCGCCCACUCCGACGCUCUAGACUCUGGCGAGGGCGACUACGACGACGGGCCCGAGUAUCUGGCUAUCGGGAACCUAGGGCAACGUGGCAAUCGGCGCGACUCCCAAAGCUCCACCCCCGGCGGCGGCGGCGAGUCAGGUGACGAGAUUCAGGUCCAGUCCCCUGGGAGGAGCUCCUUGGCUUCGGUCCCGCCUCCCGCUCCCCGGAGGUCAUCCUUCUCGGAGGGUCAGAGGGAGCCGGGUCGGAGGGGCAGCAGGGGGCACAUCCGCUCGAUGUCCGACACAGGGAUCAACAACAAACAUAGACCUGGUGAGCGUGCGCGUGUGUGUUUAUGUGUGCGUCCGUGUGCAGCAGGUGAGAGGUUAGGGUAUGUUUGCUGAGCGUGAAAGCAAGCCUGUAAGUGUCUUUAUCUAUGCAUGUUUCGGUGUGAAUUUAAAUGUCAAAAAAGUCAUUUACAAUGUUUGUGCUCCACUGGUUGCCCUUUUCUCAUGGCAACGGGCCACAAAUCUUGCUGCCGUGAUGGCACACUGCGGUAUUUUGCCUAACAGAUAUGGGAGUUUAUCAAUGUUUGAUUUGUUUUCAAAUUCUUUGUGGAUCUGUGUAAUCUGUGGGAAAUAUGUCUCUAAUGUGGUCAUACAUUUGGCAGGAGGUUAGGAAGUGUAGCUCAGUUUCCACCUCAUUUUGUGGGCAGUGGGCACAUAGCCUGUCUUCUCUCGAGAGCCAGGUCUGCCUACGGCGGCCUUUCUCAAUAGCAAGGCUCACUGAGUCUGUACAUAGUCAAGGAUUUUCUUAAUUUGGGGUCAGUCACGGUGGUCAGGUAUUCUGCCACUGUGUACUCUCUGUUUAGGGCCAGAUAGCAUUCCAAUUUGCUCAGUGUUUUGGUUGAUUCUUUCCCGUGUGUAAAAAGUUAUUGUUUUGCUUUCGCAUAAUUUGGUUGGGUCUAAAUGUGUUUCUAUCCUGGGGCUCUGUGGGGUCUGUUUGUGAACAGAGCCCCAGAACCAGCUGGCUGAGGAUACUUUUCUCUAUGUUCAUCUUUCUAUAGUUGAGGGCUUUGUGGUGGAAUGUGUGGGCAUCUCUUCCUUUUAGGUGGUUGUAGAAUUGAACAGCUCUUUUCUGGAUUUUGAUAACUAGCGGGUAUAGUCCUAAUUCUGCUCUGCAUGCAUUGUUUGGGGUUUUGCAUUGUACACAAAGUAUAUUUUUGCAGAAUUCUGGAUGCAGUCUCAAUUUGGUGUUUGUCCCAUUUUGUGAAUUCUUGGUUGGUGAGUGGACCCCAGAUCUCACAACCAUAGAGGUCAAUGGGUUCGAUAACUGAUUGAAGUAUUUUUUUAGCCAGAUCCUAAUUGGGAUGUUGAGUUUUUGAUGUCUCUUAGAUCGUUCACCGCCUUGUGGAAGUUACCUGUGGUGUUGAUUUUUAGGCCGAGGUAGGUGUAAUGUUUUGUGUGCUCUAGGGCAACAGUGUCUAGAUAGAAUUUGUAUUUGUGGUCCUGGCAACUGGACCUUUUUUGGAACACCAUUAUUUUUGUCUUACUGAGAUUCACUGUCAGGGGCCAAAGUCUGACAAUCUGUGGAAAUAAAUAUUUUUGGGUUGGAGGGUUUGUAUUUUGACCUGUAGCUCAUCCAAUGUAAUUGGAGAAUCCAGUGGGUUCUGGUAGGCUUUAAUAGCUGAUUUUAAGUUUAGUAAAUUAUCAUGUAUAUGUUUUUGUGCUUGGUUCUUUGUUAAAUGGCUGAAAAGGUUGGAGAAGUGAUUUAUCCAUACAUCUCCAUUUUGGAUAGAUAGCUCUUUGUGUUGUUGGAUUAGUGCGUUCCAAUUUCACCAGAAGUGAUUUGAUUCUAUGGAUUCUUCAAUCACAAUGAACUGUUUUCUGACGUGCUGUUAAUUAUUUUAUCUUAGUGUAUUUCUGUAUUGUUUUAGUGUUUCACCAUAGUGAAGGCGUAAGCUCAGGUUUUCUGGUUCUCUGUGUUUUUGGUUGGAUAGGUUUCUCAAUUUUCUUUCGUAGGUUUUUACAUUCUUCAUCAAACCAUUUCUCUUUUGUUGUUAGCUGUCUUAGGUUUUCUGCCGGAAUUUUAAAUUUGAUAAGUUUUACACCUUCACUAUUGCAGGAAAACAUUUUGUCCAGGAAGUUGUCUAGGAGGGAUUGGAUUUGUUGUUGGCCAAUUGUUUUUCGGUAGGUUUCUACACUACCCUCCUUCCAUCUGUUGCAUUUCUUAAUAGUAUGCAGUCUGCUCGGCUUCCAUGCCUCUUGGUUGAUUAUUGCUCCGUUCAAGUAGACUGUGAUUUUGCUGUGAUCUGAUAGGGUGUCAGUGGGCUGACUGUGAACGCUCUGAGAGACUCUGGGUUGAGGUCGGUGAGAAAAUACCCUUGGUUAUUGUUGUUACUGUUGUCGUCCCGUUGACAAUGUUAAUAGUGUAAAUAUCUAAAGUAAGCUUUGGCGAUAUGUACAUUGUUACGUCAUGCCAAUAAAGCAAAUUGAAUUGAUAUAAAGUUGUCUUCAGUCCUACUGCCAAGAGAUGAGCUUCUCUCUCGCUCUCUCCUUCUCCUCUUUCUCUCUCUUUCUCUCUCUCUCUGCUUUGCGGUAAUAUUUUCUCUCUCCCUCUCUCUUUUCCUCGUUCUGUCUAUCUGCGUGAAGGAAGGGGCCACAGGAAAAUCAGCAUUAUAAUAGAGGACCCUGUAGCAGGUUGGCAGUGCAGUUCUUCUGCGCUCCAUCUCUCCCUCUCUCAUCCCCCUUUCCCUCCCUGCCUUCCUUCCGCAUGCUAAUUCCCUUCUUCCCCUCUCAUCUGGCCUUGCCUUUGGUUCCUCAUUUGUGCCGUUGUUUUCUUGGUUGCUGUUUUGGUUGUCGUUUGGUUGGUUUUAGGUCAAACCAAGAUCAAGACCCGAGGCCAAAACAGCCACGUUCAUUCAUUGUGUUGGAUAAUGUUUAAAUGCACGCUACUUUUAUUACAAUAUGGUGUUUCAAUGUUGUUUUUUGGUCAUUCAUUGUUCAUUGAAUGCAUCGUGAUUUUACUAUCCAUUUGUUUUAACGAAUGAUUUCUUUUCUCUGUAUCAUCACAAUAUUUGCCCUGGGUUUGCAGCGAGUACACCACAUGCACGGACAUGUAAAUGUUUAGUACUUGAUAUUUGAUAGAUUUUUUCCCUGUGAUGUCAUUGACCUAGCUGGUAACAAAACAUUGACAUUUUGUUUUUAUACGUUUACUUUCGAUAUUAUCCUUUUGUGGGUGUCUAACUGAGCAUGUCUCAACAUGGAUACUAAAGUUGAAAUCCUAAUCUACUGACUCAGUCGAUCAGUUACCAGUCUGUUAGCUAACUUUAGCAUAAAUGUUGAAUACCGAACCAGUCAGGCAACCAGGCUAUUUGUUGGCCCUUGAUGAUAAGACACUGAUCUAAUGUCAGUUCCGUGGUCAAUCUUAACGUCUGCUGUGUGUUCUGUGUGUCAGAAUCAUUGGUUGCAGAGGACUGUCGUGUGAAGGACUACAGCCCUUUCUCCCUUGCCAGCAGUGAUGCCAGCACACCCAGUUCCCUCUAUAUGGAGGCUAGUGAGUAGACUGGUUCAAACAUUGUCCUUCAUUACCUUACCCGAGGUAUAUAUUCCUGUUACCUGCACUGCCUUCAGAAAGUAGAAAGUGUUCACACCCCUUGACUUUAUCCAGUUUGUUGUGUUACCAGCCUGAAUUUAACAUGGAUUACAUUUGAGAUUUUGUGUCACUGGCCUACCCACAAUACCCCAUAAUGUCAAAGUGGAAUUAUGUUUUUAGUAAUUUUGACAAAUUUAAUUUAAAUUAAAAAGCUGAAAUUUCUUGAGCCAAUUAGUAUUCCACCCGUUUGUUAUGGCAAGCCUAAAUAAGUUCAGGAGUAAAAAGUUGCGUAACAAGUUACAUAAUAAGUUGCAUGGACUCAUUCUGUGUGCAAUAAUAGUUAAACAUUAUUAUGUUUUUAUUACUACCUCAUCUCUGUACCCCACACAUACAAUUAUCUGUGUCAGUCGAGCAGUGAAUUUCAAACACAGAUUCAACCACAAAGACCAGGGAUGUUUUCCAAUGCCUCGCAAAGAAGGGCACCUAUUGUUAAAACAAUUUUUUUUUAAAGCCGACAUUUAAUAUCCCUUUCAGCAUGGUGAAGUUAUUAAUUACACUUUGGAUGGUGUAUCAAUACACCCAGUCACUACAAAGAUACAGGCGUUCUUCCUAACUCCAUUGCCGGAGAGGAAGGAAACCGCUCAGGGAUUUCACCAUGAGGCCAAUGUUUGACUUUAAAACAACAACAUUUUAGUUACUCCACACAAUACUAACCUAAAUGACAGAGUGAAAAGAAGGAAGCCUGUACAGAAUAAAAAUAUUCCAAAACAUGCAUCCUGUUUGCAAUAAGGCACUAAAUUAAAACUGCAAAAAAUGUGGCAAAGAAAUGACCUUUAUGUCCCGAAUACAAAGCAUUAUGUUUGGGGCAAAUCCAACACAACACGUCACUGAGUACCCCUCUUCAUAGUUUCAAACAUGGUGGUGGCUGCAUCAUGUUAUGGGUAUGCUUGUGUAACAGUUUUGCUUCCGUCCCUCUCCUCACCCCAAUCUGGGCUUUAACCAGGGACCCCUGAACACAUCGACAACAGUCAACCUCGAAGCAUCGCUACCCUUCGCGCCACAAAAGCUUUGGUCCUUGCAAAGCAAGGAAAACAACUACUUUAAGAUCUCAGAGCGAUUUGACGUCACCGAUUGAAAAGCUACUAGCGCGUAGCGCUAUCUAGCUAGCCAUUUCACACCGGUUACACUUGUCAUCGUCAAGGACUACAGAGUUUUUUUUUUUUUAGGAUGAAAAGAAACAGAGUAGAGCUAAGCACAGGCAAAAUCCUAGAGGAAAACCUGGUUGUCUGCUUUCCAACAGACAUUGGGAGACAAAUUCACCUUUCAGCAGGACAAUAACCUAAAACACAAGGCCAAAUAUACACUGGAGUUGCUUACCAAGAUGACAUUGAAUGAACCUGAGUGACCUAGUUACAGUUUUGACUUAAAUAUGGCUUGAAAAUCUAUGGCAAGACUUGAAAAUGGCUGUCUAGCAAUGAUCAACAACCAACGUGAUCGAGCUUCAAGAGUUUUUUUAAAAAAGAAUGUGCAAAUAUUAUGCAAUCCAGGUGUGCAAAGCUCUUAGAGACUUAUCCAGAAAGACUCAUAGCUGUAAUCGCUGCCAAAGGUGCUUCUAGAAAGUACUGACUCGGGUGUGAAUACUUUUGUAAAUGAGAUAUUUCUGUACUUCAUUUUCAAUAAAUUAACAAACAUUUCAAAAAACAUGUUUUUUUCUCCCUUUGUCAUUAUGGGGUAUUGUGUGUAGAUGGGUGAGAUAUUGUUUUACAAAUCCAUUUGGAAUUCAGGCUGUAACACAACAACGUGUAAUAAGUCAAGCGGUAUGAAAACUUAAGGCACUGUAUGUUGUCAUACACCAGUACCUUCAAGUUUAAACACUGUCUUUUCUGAAAGUGUGGUUUGUGUGUGUGACUCUCUCUUUGUGUGUGUGACACUCUCUUUGUGUGUGUGUGUCGCUGCGUGUGUGUGUGUCUCGCUGUGUGUGUGUGUGUGUGUGUGUGUGUGUCUCGCUGCGUGUGUGUGUGUGUCUCGCUGUGUGUGUGUGUGUGUGUGUGUGUGUCUCGCUGUGUGUGUGUGUGUCUCGCUGUGUGUGUGUGUGUGUGUGUGUGUGUCUCGCUGUGUGUGUCUGUGUCUCGCUGCGUGUGUGUGUGUGUGUCUCGCUGCGUGUGUGUGUCUCGCUGUGUGUGUGUGUGUGUGUGUCUCGCUGUGUGUGUGUGUGUGUGUGUGGUCUCCGCAGACUGCUCACAGUACAGCAGUGUUCCAGACUGCAUGUUCCGGAAGCCGUUGGAGGGCCAGAGCCUCAUCAGCUAUCUGUCGGAGCAGGACUUCGGCAGCUGUGCUGACCUGGAGAAGGUGAGCCUUGGGGAGGGUUCAUAAAACCCGCUUCUGACCCCUGACCCUUGACCUCUCUCUGAGUGAUUAGAAUCUAACGUUCAAAUGUUCCAAUUCUCCCGAAGUCUGCACUCGUGCACUCCUCCCCACACAUUGAAUUCCUCACCCCAGACCACUCCUUUUAAAGGAGGUGUAUGAGCGCACACUAAAGACAGAGGGUUAGAGAAUAGGGCCGUUGUUAGAACCUGCCUCCGCUGCUAACUUGUCUUAUAGGGUAAGCAACAUGGUCGAAUAAGGCACUGGUUGGCAAGGAAGAUAGGUUUCUUUUGAUGAAAUCAAUGAUCUAAUACGAUUGGAUUGGGCCUUACACUUUUUAUUACAUGUUUAACGGAUGCCCCUUUUACACUUUUGUCAACAAAAAUAUAAAUAAUGGACUGAGAAAUUGCACGAUUAUUGCGAUAAUAAUGUCCUUACCUUAAUAUCCCUUAAGUUCAUCUCCCCAACUGUGUUAAAUCAGUCAUAACUUCAAGUUAGGGCAGAAGGGAGCAUCCAUUUUGAAAGUGUUACAACAAGGCCUCACUCUCCCCCCCCGGCCAUCUGUGUCUCAUUCCAGGAGAACGCCCACUUCAGCAUCUCAGAGUCUCUGAUUGCCGCCAUCGAGCUGAUGAAGUGCAACCUGCGGCGGCUGAUGGAGGAGGAGGAGGAGGGUGGCGACAGUGACUCAGAGAUCCAGCAGCUCAAACAGAAGAUCCGCCUGCGUAGGCACCAGAUCCAGCGCAGCCGCCUGCCGCCCUCGCAGCACUGUAAGAGUUUACGCAUGACCAGACGUACACCUGCACGGAUACACGCACACACACACGUUAGAGCUGGGGACCAUAAACCAAACAUUACCCACACCGACAUUGCCGUCCUCUUACUGAAGCAUUUUGCGUACGUCUGUAAUUUUCUGUGAUUUUUGUUACACAACGUUCCUGUAGAUUUGUUCUAAAACCAUUCAUUUGGUCAACAGUUAAUAGCCUAUGCAUUUUGUUGAUAUUCCUGCUAUGAAAGUAUCAGCCUGUUCCUGUUUUGCUGUCUGUCGCUGUGUGAUCGAGCCACUCUCACUCCCUCUCCCCACUGUGCUCACGGAGGAUAUGACCGUUGCUCAAACUGCAAUUGCGGGAAAUUACAGUUUUCUAAGCAACGACUGUUGCUCCUGUCAGAGAGGAGUCGCCGCUCUCUGUCGGAGAGGAGUCGCCGCUCUCUGUCGGAGAGGAGUCGCCGCUCUCUGUCGGAGAGGAGUCACCGCUCUCUGUCAGGGAGGAGUCGCCGCUCUGUCAGAGAGGAGUGGCCGCUCUCUGUCAGAGAGGAGUGGCCGCUCUCUGUCAGAGAGGAGUGGCCGCUCUCUGUCAGAGAGGAGUGGCCGCUCUCUGUCAGAGAGGAGUGGCCGCGCUCUGUCAGAGAGGAGUGGCCGCUCUCUGUCAGAGAGGAGUGGCCGCUCUCUGUCAGAGAGGAGUGGCCGCUCUCUGUGAGUGUAUUAUUUAUUUUUUCACCUCUUAAUAUUGAGUUCAUGGCGGUGUUAAUUUCCUCCACAAAAAUAGUGACAAACAUUAGUCAAACCUAUUUUUCAGUGGAAAUUGACGAAACGGUAACUGACUAAAUCGUUUUUUUCUGGGUCUAACUAAACAAAGGAUUUUUCAUUUCGGUUGACGAAAACGAGAUCAGACUAAAUUAUCUCUGUGACUAAAAUCUGAUUAGUAAAUGGACUGGACAAGAGUUUUUGGAGAGAUUGAGAGCUUUUCACAGUUAUUUGUUUAGUCCAACCAAAAACAUGCAUGACAUUAGCAGAAUUGCAAUGCUUUUAUUGGUGGAAAAUAAAUAACAAGCCCAGGUCAUUCACGAGUCACUUCUCUGCCCGGCAACCAUUCUCCAAUCUGGCGGCAACAAAUCAUUGAUGUAAAUAAGGCACACAGCAUGGCUACUCUGCCGGUGGUACAAGCUCCCGGUAGAAAAAUGGGUGAUGUUUGGAGACACUUUACUUAUCGUGCCGAUUCAAACAAGACCGAAUGCAACGUUUCCACGGGAGAAGACAGUGUUUGCACCCAGAAGUUCACGAGGAAAAAUACUUCCGACCUCGAGAGACAUCAGAAAGAGCAUCAUCGCAAUAUACAGUGCAUUCGGAAAGUAUUCAGACCUCUUCAAUUUUCCACAUUUUGUUACGUUACAACGUUAUUCUAAAAUGGAUUAAAUCGUUUUUUUCCACCUCCAAUCUACACACAAUACCACAUAACGACAAAGCAAAAGCAGGUUUUUCAGAAAUAUCACAUUUAAAUAAGUAUUCAGAUCCUUUACUCAGUACUUUGUUUCAGUACCUUGAGUCUUCUUGGUACUUUGUUACAGCCUUGAGUCUUCUUGGGUGUGAUGCUACAAGCUUAUCACACCUGUAUUUGGGGAGUUUCUCCCAUUCUUCUCUGCAGAUCAUAUCAAGCUCUGUCAGUUUGGAUGGGGAGCAUCACUGCACAGCUAUUUUCAGGUCUCUCCAGAGAUGUUCGAUUGGGUUCAAGUCCGGGCCCUGGCUGGGCCACACAAGGACAUUCAGAGACUUGUCCUGAAGCCACUCCUGUGUUGUCUUGGCUGUAUGAUUAGGGUCGUUGUCCUGUUGGAAGGUGAACCUUCGCCCCAGUCUGAGGUUCCUGAGCGCUCUGGAGCAUCAAGGAUCUCUGUACUUUGCUCCGUUCAUGUUUCCCUCGAUCCUGACUAGUCUCCCAGUCCCUGCUGCUGAAAAAACAUCCUCACAGCAUGAUGCUGCCAGGUUUCCUCCAGACGUGACGCUUGGCAUUUACAUUUUACAUUUUAGUCAUUUAGCAGACGCUCUUAUCCAGAGCGACUUACAGUUAGUGAGUGCAUACAUUUUUUCAUCCCCCAUGGGAAUCGAACCCACAACCCUGGCGUUGCAAGCGCCAUGCUCUACCAACUGAGCUACAUGGGACUAUCAGGCCAAAGAAGAUUCAAGGAUGUAAUUGCUGCCAAAGGUGCUUCAACAAAGUACUGAGUAAAGGAUCUGAAUACUUAUGUAAAUGUGAUAUUUAAGUUUUAUUUUAUUUUUUAUAAAUGUGCAAAAAAAAUCGACAUCUGUGUUUGCUUUGUCAUUAUGGGGUAUUGUGUGUAAAUUGACGAGGGGAAAAAAAUGAUUGAAUCCAUUUUUGAAUAAGGCUGUAACGUAACAAAAUGUGGAAAAAGUAAAGGGGUCUGAAUACUUUCCGAAUGCAAAAUGUAUAGACUAUAAUGAUUUAAUACAACAAAAUGGUGUUUAAAUGCUGAGCGUUUUAUGUCCCUACCAGCAUAGUGUGUCACACUCGCUAAUGCUUCACAAUGUAUUUCUGUGUAGGCUAUAGCCUUGAAAUCAUUGAAAUAAUACAGCCUAAAUAAUUCAUUUUCAUUCCUCCUUAGGCUCCCUGUCUGGCUCCUGACCUAUUUAGAGUGUUUAUAUGCUGUUUAAUAUGUGUCCGACCGGCUCGAUUCGGUCUUAUGUAGCAAAAUUAGAAAUUUUGUUUUUUACAUUGGAUAAAAGUAAAGACUCUGAGCUAGAAAAUGGUAGAUCAUACACUACAGUUGAGGAACAAUGGGAAAGUAAUUCUGCUUUGAAAGUUGAUGAACUUGUAACCUCACUUUUGAGAAAAUUGACCUUUGAAUGUUUUGGUACCUACUGGAGAGCUCUUCUUUGUCUACACCCAUUUUCAUCAUCGUUCACACCCUUUUAAGCUUUAGCCCCAACCAUCUCUUUAAGGAUUCACAUGUGAAGUUGUUUUGCCACACAGCCUCACAUGUGAACACAAAGAUUACAAGACUAAAGGCUGGUGUAUACUACGGGUGUGUUCGUGAAUUUAAUCUGGAGUGCCAGAGUGUGCUCUGGACGUUGGUUAACUCAGAGCGUUGUCAGAUUGGCCGUUCGUAAAUUUAGAGUGUUUCGCUCUCGGAGCGCACACUGGACGCUCUGGCCGAAAAGUAGGGUUGAUCCCAGUGUUCUGACCUAACAACAGCAGUCAAGCACCCAAGCUAACUGGCUAACAUUGGCUAGCUACUUCCAGACACACAUUUUACUCGCCCUAGCAGAGCUGGUUAGGCUGUUUUAUCCAGAGCCUUGGUGACUGCAACUGUACUGGGGGUUGCGUUAUGAGUUGGGAUUAUGGUUCAUUGUUUAGCUAGCUAGCUACAUGUCUAAUCCAAAGACUCCACUAUGCAAGUAACUAUUUCAAUAGAAUGUUUAUGAUGUCACUGCGACAACUGUCGAUAGACGUAGCUGGUAAAUUCGCUGUGGCUAUCUACUCAGAUUUCAGAGCACUCGUGACUGCAACUGUACUGCUGGCAACAAUUUAAUUAUGCUUUUUUUUUGCCAACGUUUACUGACACCGGCCAUAUUCAACGGGUGUUGAGCGUUCGUAAAUGUGUCAGUUAUUCUGCGCUCUGGCACACUCAGACAAGUGCUCUGAAAUCUGAGUAGAUAGCCACAGCGAAUUUACCAGCUACGUCUAUCGACAGUUGUCGCAGUGACAUAAUAAACAUUCUAUUGAAAUAGUUACUUGCAUAGUGGAGUCUUUUGUUUAGACAUGUAGCUAGCUAGCUAAACAAUGAACCAUAAUCCCAACUCAUAACGUUACUACCCUGCAUGAAUCUGCAGGUAGCUAACCAACCAGGUUCAAUGUUAGCUAGCUAACAUUAGACUAUAACUAGCAAUGCAAAUGACUCUGAGAUACAAAUAAUAUUACUACACAGAUCAUACACGUAAUGUUAGCUAGCUAGCCAGCCAGCUAACGUUAGCUAGCUAGCUAACACUCACUUCAACUUGAAAUGAAAAUGACUUUCUGACAAUUAGAAACGUGUAAUAUCAGAAAAUGUAGCUAGCUAGACUCUCUUAACCAUAUACAUGGACGCUUCUCCCGCUCUGUCACGGAUGACAUGGUUGACACUUAGUUUGAAGAUGUAAUCCAGAGCCUUCUGUGUUCUCUUUUCGACUCCGUCUGCAUAUUUGCAAUCAAAUGCCAGAAUUUUCUCCAUCUCCUUAGCUAUCAUACUCUAGUUCCACUGAUUUCAAAACUCGGUCCUCCAGAAAGUGGAGAGCAACAAUUAUGCAGUUCUACUACGUGAUAUCUUUCAAAAACGCUGGGUUAGAAAGGAUUACCUACACAUACUGACCAGCUCAUAUUAUAGACAGAAGCAUGCUACAUGGCAGACCAAUCCGAACUCUUCUCUCGGCAUGUCCAGCCCACUCAUUAUCUCAGCCAAUCAUGGCUAGCGGGAAGGUUGCUGUCUUUUUCCAUGGCUAAACCAACUAGGCUCGUAAUUUAUCAAUUUUAUUCGUAUUUACAAAUGGCGUACAAGUUUGUUAUUAAGGCACAUGAAAGUUCAGAUGUUCCAGAAGGCAUUUCUGUCAAAAAACGCAUUUUGAUAAAUAAAAUAAAAGUUUACGUUCAAAUGCCUCUCCUGUGAAGUAGUGACGCGUGACAUACGCCUGGUUUCCUGAAACUAGUCACAUAUAGUGGGGAAAAAAAGUAUUUAGUCAGCCACCAAUUGUGCAAGUUCUCCCACUUAAAAAGAUGAGAGAGGCCUGUAAUUUUCAUCAUAGGUACACGUCAACUAUGACAGACAAAUUGAGAUUUUUUUUCUUCAGAAAAUCACAUUGUAGGAUUUUUAAUGAAUUUAUUUGCAAAUUAUGGUGGAAAAUAAGUAUUUGGUCACCUACAAACAAGCAAGAUUUCUGGCUCUCACAGACCUGUAACUUCUUCUUUAAGAGGCUCCUCUGUCCUCCACGCGUUACCUGUAUUAAUGGCACCUGUUUGAACUUGUUAUCAGUAUAAAAGACACCUGUCCACAACCUCAAACAGUCACACUCCAAACUCCACUAUGGCCAAGACCAAAGAGCUGUCAAAGGACACCAGAAACAAAAUUGUAGACCUGCACCAGGCUGGGAAGACUGAAUCUGCAAUAGGUAAGCAGCUUGGUUUGAAGAAAUCAACUGUGGGAGCAAUUAUUAGGAAAUGGAAGACACUGAUAAUCUCCCUCGAUCUGGGGCUCCACGCAAGAUCUCACCCCGUGGGGUCAAAAUGAUCACAAGAACGGUGGGCAAAAAUCCCAGAACCACACGGGGGGACCUAGUGAAUGACCUGCAGAGAGCUGGGACCAAAGUAACAAAGCCUACCAUCAGUAACACACUACGCCGCCAGGGACUCAAAUCCUGCAGUGCAGACGUGUCCCCCUGCUUAAGCCAGUACAUGUCCAGGCCCGUCUGAAGUUUGCUAGAGUGCAUUUGGAUGAUCCAGAAGAGGAUUGGGAGAAUGUCAUAUGGUCAGAUGAAACCUAAAUAUAACUUUUUGGUAAAAACUCAACUCGUCGUGUUUGGAGAACAAAGAAUGCUGAGUUGCAUCCAAAGAACACCAUACCUACUGUGACGCAUGGGGGUGGAAACAUCAUGCUUUGGGGCUGUUUUUCUGCAAAGGGACCAGGACAACUGAUCCGUGUAAAGGAAAUAAUGAAUGGGGCCAUGUAUCGUGCGAUUUUGAGUGAAAACCUCCUUCCAUCAGCAAGGGCAUUGAAGAUGAAACGUGGCUGGGUCUUUCAGCAUGACAAUGAUCCCAAACACACCGCCCGGGCAACGAAGGAGUGGCUUCGUAAGAAGCAUUUCAAGGUCCUGGAGUGGCCUAGCCAGUCUCCAGAUCUCAACCCCAUAGAAAAUCUUUGGAGGGAGUUGAAAGUCUGUGUUGCCCAGCGACAGCCCCAAAACAUCACUGCUCUAGAGGAGAUCUGCAUGGAGGAAUGGGCCAAAAUACCAGCAACAGUGUGUGAAAACCUUGUGAAGACUUACAGAAAACGUUUGACCUGUGUCAUUGCCAACAAAGGGUAUAUAACAAAGUAUUGAGAAACUUUUGUUAUUGACCAAAUACUUAUUUUCCACCAUAAUUUGCUAAUAAAUUCAUAAAAAAAUCCUACAAUGUGAUUUUCUGGAUUUUUUUUCCUCAUUUUGUCUGUCAUAGUUGACGUGUACCUAUGAUGAAAAUUACAGGCCUCUCUCAUCUUUUUAAGUGGGAGAACUUGCACAAUUGGUGGCUGACUAAAUACUUUUUUCCCCCACUGUAUGACAUGUAGCCUUUUUGAAAUGAUGUGCGCUUACAUUCACCUUGUCAUGUUUAUUCAAAUACUUUUAAUUCAAAUCCAUAUGGUUUGGUUUCAAUACUUAAAAACCAAAUGGUAGGUCCAGGUAGUCAAAAAAAAUUGAUGGGUGUUGGUUAAAUUGUGAUUUUAAUGAAUGGAGUUAAUUUGGAGCAGCAUUUAUUUUAUUUUAUUAUAUAUAAAAAAUAAAUAAAUUGCGUAGUGGUUUUGGAAAGGACAUGGAGCGCUUGAGCGGUGCACUAGCACUGCUCCAUGAGCUAUGAGCAGUAUUUCCAACCGCUCAACUCACAUACUUCCAACCACCUCAACUCACAUACUUCCAACCACCUCAACUCACAUACUUCCAACCACCUCAACUCACAUACUUCCAACCACCUCAACUCACAUACUUCCAACCACCUCAACUCACAUACUUCCAACCACCUCAACUCACAUACUUCCAACCACUUCAACUCACAUACUUCCAACCCCUCAACUCACAUACUUCCAACCGCUCUACUCACAUACUUCUAACCGCUCAACUCACAUACUUCCAACCGCUCAACUCACAUACUUCCAACCACCUCAAAUCACAUACUUCCAACCACCUCAACUCACAUACUUCUAACUGCUCAACUCACGUACUUCUAACCGCUCAACUCACAUACUUCCAACCACCUCAACUCACAUACUUCCAACCACCUCAACUCACAUACUUCCAACCACCUCAACUCACAUACUUCCAACCACCUCAACUCACAUACUUCCAACCACCUCCAACUCACAUACUUCCAACCCCACCUCCAACUCACAUACUCUGCCACCCAUACAACUCCUCCAUUGGGGGCUUAGGCCCCAUGUCAUAAUUUAGCUGGUAUUCAUUUUAACCAUCUGUCUCUCUCUCUCUCCCCCCUCUCAGUGUUCCACUCCAUAGACAGUGGAUGCUCCCGCAGGAGCUCCCGGGAUUCCUUAAACCUGUCCGACUCGGGCUCCGCCGAAGAGGUGGAGGAGGUGUGCGAGCUGAAAGGUAGAGCGAGGGGAGACAUUAAACGCAUGCUUCAUGGGAAGUAG